Molecule: messenger RNA, 3360 nt
Organism: Besnoitia besnoiti
Lineage: Eukaryota; Apicomplexa; Conoidasida; Eucoccidiorida; Sarcocystidae
Product: putative 2-oxoglutarate dehydrogenase e1 component
Exons: 11
Coding region: 1-3360 (1119 amino acids)
Biological process (GO): tricarboxylic acid cycle
Cellular component (GO): oxoglutarate dehydrogenase complex; mitochondrion
Molecular function (GO): oxoglutarate dehydrogenase (succinyl-transferring) activity; thiamine pyrophosphate binding
Source: RefSeq, a predicted model, not a curated record
AUGCGGAGUCUUCGCCCCUUCGCGGCCUCGACUCGCGGUCGCGCCGAGCCGUCCAGCGGGCGCGCGGCGCCCCUGUCGCUCUCUCCGCUUCUGCGUCCUGCUGCUUCUCUCGCGUCGCUGCCGCGUGCUGCGCCUCUGUUUCCCUCGCAGCGCAGGAGACUCUUCUCCUCGCUCGGCGCGGCUGCGCCGCGGCGCGAAGGCCGGCUGGCGUUUCGCUCGGCGGUCGCGCGCGCCUUCUCCUCGCGGGCGGCGGCGGCGGACGCCUCGCUCGCCUCCGAGUCCUUCUUGACCGGCACGAGUGCGCCGUAUGUCGAGCAGAUGUAUCGCGCCUGGCAGAAGGAUCCUGCGGCGGUCCACGCGUCGUGGAACGCAUACUUCACCAACGUGGCGAAGAACUUGCCUGCGGGCGCUUCCUUCUGCUUGCCUCCGCAGGGCGAGGCGCUGUCGUCGCCGGGGAGCGCGGUGCCUAACGGCACGCCUUACAUCGCGAGCGCGCCAGGGUCGCUACCUGCGGGCGCGUCGUUCGUGACCCCAGAGUCACUGCCGGUCUCGUCGCAGCAGAGCGUGCACGACACCAGUCGGCUGAUUCAAAUGAUUCGCGGCUACCAAAUGCGAGGGCACGAGCUCGCCUCGGUCAAUCCGCUGGCGCUGCCACAGGAGGCGCCGUUCGUCUCGAGCGUCCGCGGGCGCUACCCGGCGGGGAAGCUGGACUUCGAGACUUACGGCUUCACGCAGGCGGACUUGGACAAGGUCUACGACUGCCGCGUAGACGGCAUGUGCGGCUUUCUUUCCCCGGAGCUGCCGCCGCGCCCGCUGCGGCAAAUCAUCAAGCGGCUGGAGGAGGCGUACUGCAGCACGAUCGGCGUCGAGUAUAUGCACAUUGGCGACCGCAACGUCUGCAACUUCAUCCGGCAGUGGAUCGAGACGCCGACAAAGUACGUGUUCUCCGCGGAGAUGAAGAAGAAGAUCCUCGCGCGGACGGCGCGCGCGCAGAUGUUUGAGAACUUUUGCGGACAAAAGUUCAGCACGAGCAAGCGCUUCGGGUUGGACGGCUGCGAGACUAUGAUUGUGGCGAUGAAGGCGCUGACGAAGAAGGCCGCGCGCGAGGGCGUCAACAGCGUGGUGAUCGGCAUGCCGCACCGCGGCCGGCUGAACGUGCUGGUGAACGUUCUGCACAAACCGAUGCAGCAGCUGCUGUCGGAGUUCCUGGGCGUCACUUCGUACUCCUCCGCGUCGUGGGGCAACUCGGGCGACGUCAAGUAUCACCUCGGCGUCGAGUUCGACCACUUCGACGCGGACGCGCAGCGCUACAUCCACAUGGGGGUUCUGGCGAAUCCGUCGCACCUCGAGGCAGUGGAUCCUCUCGUCAUCGGGCAGGCGCGCGCGCAGCAGUACUACUCGGAGGACGGAGACGGCACGAAGGUGUUGCCGAUUAUUCUGCACGGCGACGCCUCGCUCGCAGGCCAGGGCGUCGUCUACGAGACGCUGCAGAUGUCGCAGCUGCCCAACUACCGCGUCGGAGGCGCGAUUCACAUUGUCGUCAACAACCAGGUCGGCUUCACGACGAACCCCGUCGACUCCGGCAGCGGCAGAUACUGCACAGACAUCGCCAAGGCCCUCGACGCGCCCGUCUUCCACGUGAACGCCGACGACCCCGAGGCUGUGACCUUUGUCAGCGAAAUGGCGCUCGAGUACCGGCAGCGAUUCAAGGGCGACGUCUUCAUCGACAUCGUCGGAUACCGCCGCCUCGGUCACAACGAACUCGACAUGCCCAAAUUCACUCAACCCAGAAUGUAUAACCUCAUCGCCAAAAAGAAAACCGUCUUUGAACUCUACGCAGACAAACUCAAAAACGAGGGUGUCGUCGAUGAGGCGGAUCUCCAGCGCCUGAAGCAAAACAUCCUUGCGUUCUACAACGCGGAAUACGAAAAAUGUAGAGACUUCCUCCCUCGUCAGCAGUACGAAUACUCGCCGCAGUGGAAGCAUCUGCUGCGUCCCGACGUGCCUGCAGCUCCGCAGUUGACUGGUGUGCCUCUGGAGCGUCUGCGGGAGUUGGGCACGAGGAUUUUCACUCUGCCUGCGAACUUCAACGUGCAUCCAACAGUUGGAAAGAUCUUCAAGGAGAGACUGAACGCGAUCCAGGCUGCGCCUGACCAGAACUUAAUCGACUUUGGCACUGCGGAAAACCUCUGCUACGCGACGCUCCUCUCCGACGGCUUCCACGUGCGCAUUGCAGGCCAGGACGUGCAGCGAGGCACCUUCUCGCAUCGGCACGCGGUGCUGCAUGAUCAGACGACGUUUGAGCCCUACUCGAUUUUCGAUGCCCUGAGCCAAUACGGCUUCCCUCACAAGAUUCAAAUCGCAAACUCGCUCCUCUCGGAGUAUGCUGCGAUGGGCUACGAGCUCGGCUACUCGCUGGAGCACCCCGAUUCGCUUUGCAUCUGGGAGGCGCAAUUCGGCGACUUCGCGAACGGCGCCCAGAUCAUCAUUGACCAGUUCAUCGCCAGCGGAGAAGUCAAAUGGAACAAACAAACAGGCAUUGUGGUGAUGCUGCCGCACGGCUACGACGGGCAGGGCCCCGAGCACUCUUCGGGCCGCAUUGAGAGAAUUCUUCAGCUCUGCGACGACCGCGAGGACGUCAUCCAUCAAGAAAACUGGGAACUGGAGAAAUCUAGCAUCAUCCAGCAGCACAACUUGCAGGUCAUCGUCCCCAGCACGCCCGCGAACACCUUCCACGCGCUGCGCCGGCAGGUGCACCGCGAGUUCCGCAAACCGCUCAUCAUUUUCUCUCCCAAGCGAAUGCUUAAGAUGAGAGCGGCGAUGUGCACACUGAACCAGCUCAACGAAGGCACGCGCUUCAGAAGAUACAUUCCGGAUAAGACUGCCGAGCCCGAGAAGGUGACGCGGCUCAUCGCGUGCAGCGGUCAAGUCUACUACGACCUCAUCGCCGGAAGAGAAAAAAUCAAGAAUGGAGAUCCCGGCAAGACGGAGGUCGCUCCUGGCGACAAAAUCGCGAUUGCGCGAGUGGAGCAGCUCUCGCCCUUCCCGUUUGACCUCUUCAUCCAGGAUCUGCAGCGCUACCCGAACCUGAAGUCGGUCGUCUGGGCACAGGAGGAGCCGAUGAACCAAGGCGCGUGGUUUUACACCUCGAAGCGCAUCGAGUCUUCACUGCGGCAUCUGGGCUACCCGAAUGAGAUCCGCGCGCCGAUCUACGCCGGCCGCGACGUCUGCGCGGCGACGGCCGUCGGCGACAAGAAGCUACACGACGAAGAACUGGCGCAGCUCCUCGACGACGCACUGGAUCUUAAUCGCACUACGCAUUCCUACCUCGAAAAAUACAUAAACGAACAGGACAAAUAA